This is a messenger RNA of Papilio machaon (common yellow swallowtail), 1852 nucleotides long. RefSeq lists its product as uncharacterized. Lineage: Eukaryota; Metazoa; Arthropoda; Insecta; Lepidoptera; Papilionidae. The record is from RefSeq and is a predicted model, not a curated record. The transcript is spliced from 9 exons. Bases 273 to 1787 code for a protein of 504 amino acids.
UUUGUCUGUAGUCUAUGACCAAAAGUAGCCAUUUUCCGAAAAAGUGGGGAAGGGAAAAAAGGUGAAUACAUGUCAAAUAUUUCAAGGCUGCAGUGUGAUGAUUCCGAUUUUAAUAAAAGUGAUAACGAUCUCAACAAAUAACCAUCUUUAACUACUCUCUAAAUGAAUAUAAUUUAAUAUCUUAUUAAUGUUAUGUAGUUUGUACACAAGCGGGAAUCAUCAUCCCUACAAAAACUUUGACUUAUAACAACAAAGGUUGCAGUGAAUUUGCAAUGGGUUACUAUUGUACAGUACCACAGUGUACAUCACUUGCCGGCAAGACCAAAAAUGUUAAAUUCCAUCGAUUUCCGCGCGACGUAACCAUGGCUGAGAAGUGGAACAUUAUUCUUAAACGCGGCAAACCCUUUACAAAAUACUCCAAAGUGUGCAGUCUCCACUUUACUCAGGCCGACUACAACGUCACUACAAUGGGUAAGAAUAAAGGACAGUGGAAGACAUUAAGCAAAGAUGCCAUGCCAUCCCAGAAUCUUCCCAAGUUGAACCCGGACGGCUCAGUAAUGGUCAUUCGCAAGAGUCGCACAGUUAAAUACAAGGAGAGUAGGAAAGAUACCAUCAGUGUUAAAUCAGAAAAAUGGUGCUUAAAUAGUCAGUCCACAAUGUCAACCAGUACUCCGGAUACAAAUCUAAUGAAUGAAAGUUCUGAUAAUCUCGCGUAUCGUUUCCAAGCUCUGAACGCUAUUGCCAAUCACAUUUCACCGGUGCAGCAACCCAGCGAAAAUUCAACACAAAAAAUCGGACUAACUAUCAGACCGAAGAAGCAAGACGCUUACAUGCAGACAGACCCCAUUCUGUCGGAAGAAGACGACACGCAGCCCAACAAUAGCUACAGCGAGUCCUCAGAAAAGUCAUUCGAGUCGGACCAAAUUGACACAUAUUCAACCCAGUUGACUUACCAAAGGGAGAGUGAUAACUACGAAGCGGACAUCAAAAAGUUUGACUUAGCAGAAGAUUACACAAAAACAAAUGAUGACUACAUACCACAGACAAACGAAGAGUACAACAAGGAAGCAGAAAAGUACGCAUUAGAACGUAAAUCAUUAAACGGGUACGAAAAUAAUCCAGUGGAUACGAUGUACCAAAAGCAAGUGAUUGAAAACGGAUACGAAAAGAUACCAGAAAUGUACACUUAUGAGGAGAAACAAGAUUAUCCGAACCGCAACGAUAAUUAUAUAGCGUAUACUAACGGAUAUCCGGACAGUGCGGAGGUGCUAAGAAAUCAGCAGCACAAUCUACAGCUGCUACAGGAGCCGCAUAGAAUUACAGAGAAUCAGAACUUCUUUAACGAAAAUCAUAUAAAGCAAGAAAUAGACUUUGGUACUGAUGAUGACAAGUACUUAUAUGAGCGUACAAAGGACCAGAUAGAUCAAAACACCCUGUAUAAUGAAAGUCAAAGGCAAAUGGAACAGCAAAGACUGUUGGAACAAUUACAACAUCAAGUGAAACAGGAACAACCAGAGGGAAAUAAUGGAUGUGAAAAUGUGAUGCAGUCACAAAGCAGUCCAUUUUACCAAGCUAAUGCAAAUAAUGCUACAGGUGUGUCAGCUUACUAUGAGCAGAUAUCAAGACCGGGCCCUGAGCUUUUAAUAGCUAAACAGAACGCGUUAGCAGCUCACACACAGUUAUGGCAAAACACAAUGAAGAGACCGUUCUUCUAUAGCGAAACUUCGCCAUACACAAAUCCUCAAGUGCUCCAUAGAUAUGAGGACUUAACGAGGAUUCUUCAGUGAGUUAGAGACAUUCCAAAGUUGCAAAAUUAAUACUGUAAUUAUAAAAAAAAAAAAUAUUUUCUAUA